Molecule: messenger RNA, 3950 nt
Organism: Pistacia vera
Lineage: Eukaryota; Viridiplantae; Streptophyta; Magnoliopsida; Sapindales; Anacardiaceae
Product: small RNA 2'-O-methyltransferase-like
Exons: 9
Coding region: 825-3683 (952 amino acids)
Biological process (GO): siRNA processing; piRNA processing; RNA methylation
Cellular component (GO): cytoplasm; nucleus
Molecular function (GO): O-methyltransferase activity; peptidyl-prolyl cis-trans isomerase activity; RNA methyltransferase activity
Source: RefSeq, a predicted model, not a curated record
CAUUGAUGUGUUACUUCGAAUAUAUGGGUGUCAAUGUAAUAAGUAUGCAAAACAUGUCAAUUUUCCCGUUGUAUGUAGUGGGAAAGAGAAGAAAAAGAACUGCUAUGAAUUAUACAGUACCAAAAUAUUGCAGUAUAAAAGCAUUUAGUUGUUGAAGUGUAUCUAUGUUUUUGUGUACUGUGGUUUCUUUUGUGGACAUUUAGAAUUGGAGAAGGGCUUUUGAGGUGUCCAUUUUCAUGUUUUUGUAGAGAUACGUGUUUGGAUUUUGGAAUUCUCUAUUGAAGCUAUUUGAUGUUUUGGAUUUUAAUUUUUACUUUGUAUGGUUUUUUCUUUUAUGUUAUUAACGAUUUUAAUUUCUACAUUUUACUGUUUUGUUUUUGACGUUUUCUUGUAUAUUAGACUUCCUGUAGAGCCAAGGUGCAUAAAAUCCUAAUAGAUUGUGUGCACUGUAAGGGAAAUUAUUUGUGUUAAUGAUCUAGAGAGUUGAAUGAUUUAAUUUUCAUAGGAUCUUUUCAGAUAUAGUAGUAUCAAUAUAUAAAAGAUGAUAGUGUAAGUUGAUCUUUAUUAAGACCACCUUGAGAAAAAUGUGCAUGCACCACAUUUAUUGUACACAUCUGUAUUGUGAUUACUGUGUCAUAUAGAGUUAGAUGCAGCCUAAAUAUUUGAAAUAUAGAUCAUUCCAUGUAAAAACGUGUAUGGUAUGAUUUUAACCUUUCCUAUUUUCUGAGGUUUGAAUUAAUUUGGUUGUCCAUGUGCAGGAGGUAAUUUGGUAUAGCACUGAUAUAGUUGUUUAGUAUUUUAACUCCAACAAUUGGUGAGUGCUGAUGGAAACUGAAGGGCCCUCAGCUGUUUCUGUGAGAAAGGCAAGUCUUACGCCUAAGGCUAUUAUAUUCCAGAAGUUUGGUAAGGAGGCUCGCUAUACUGUGGAUGAAGUAAAUGUUGAUCAAAAUGGAUGCCCAGGAUUGGCUAUUCCUCAGAAAGGUCCUUGCCUUUAUCGCUGCAUUUUGCAGCUUCCAGAUUUUUCUGUUGUGUCAGAAACCUGUAAGAAGAAAAAAGAUGCUGAGCAGUCUGCUGCUGAGAAGGCCAUAGGAAAGCUUGGCAUUGAGACUUCAAUGGAUAAUCCCUCUGCAGAGGAAGCAUUCAGUAAAUUAAUUGGUUGCGUAAAAUAUCUAUUUUCAGAUGAGUUCCUUUCAUCACUUCACCCCCUGAGUGGUCACUUUAGAGCCGCUUUGCAGAGAGGUGGUGAUCUUUACAGUUCAGUUCCUGCUUCUAUCAUGGCUGUAUGUGAUUCAAAGCUCAGUAAUCUGUGUAAAUUAAUUAAUCCUGAGGCGGAGUUAAAUAAUAUUUUGAUCAUAUCAUAUAUCAUGAGGGCUGCUGCUAGGUUAUCAGAGUCUGUUGUUACUUUUGAGGGACAGCUUUCUAUAUGGAGGAAAAAUCCAUAUCCGCCUAAUAUUAUAGAAUCAUUAGUAAUCCAGCAAUCUAAUUCCCCUAAUAGCAUAUGUGUUGGAGCCAUAUAUAUUCCGUGUUCACUAGAGAAGGCCAUUCAGUCAGUUACUCUUGAUGUUUCCUCAACUGGCUAUUAUCUGGAUGUUAUUGCCCGAAAACUUGGUUUAACAGAUGGAAACAAGGUUCUUGUCUCAAGGACCCUUGGUAAAGCAUCUUCUGAGAUGAGAUUGUACUUUGCUGCUCCGAAGUCAUUUUUUUUGGAUCUGGCAUCUGAUCUUCCUAAUGUGAAAGAAGUUGCUCACUUUGAAGGUUUGCUGAAUCCAAGAGCAAGCUACUUCUAUGGUCAAGAAAUAUAUGGUGAUGCAAUCUUGGCAUCCAUUGGAUACACAUGGAGGUCUCAAGACCUUUUCCAUGAAGAUAUCACCCUGCAAUCAUAUUACAGGAUGCUUAUAAAUCUGAUGCCCAGUGGAGUUUACAAAUUGUCCAGAGAGGCAAUACUUACAGCAGAGUUACCCCUGGCAUUUACCGCGAAAACAAACUGGAGAGGUUCCUUUCCGAGAGAGAUCCUCAGUAUAUUUUGUCGUCAACAUUGGUUGUCUGAACCUGUUUAUUCUACCGUAAGUAUGCCUUUUGAAGCAUCAUCUGAGUCAUCAAGAUUACACCAGAAAUUGGUGGUUCCAGAGUCGGCUGAACGAGAAAAAGAAUGUAUAAAAGGAGGUGGCAAUGCCACUAGUGGCCAAGAGCCUGUUAGAUGUGAAGUAAAAUUGUUUUCCAAGUGUCAAGAUUUAAUUUUGGAGUGUUCACCAAAAGAAUUACACAAGAAGCUGAGUGAUUCCAUACAGAAUGCUUCUUUGAAAGUUCUCUCUUGGUUAAAUGCAUAUUUAAAGGACCCUGACAUGUCUUUGGAGAAGCUAAACUAUUCUGCUGGUGCCCUUGACAUUCGAUUUUCUCCCGAAAACUUUUUUAAAAAGUUUGCAUUAUGUCGUUCUAGUCAUAAUGUUCACCAUAGUGAAUCUCAAGGAGGCAGAUUUCUAAAAUCAAACUCCAUAAAUAUGCUAGAUGCUAUCCCAGAACAUGGAGUUUGUUGUUUAAGCAUAGGAGGUCCUGAUUUUGGUGUCUGUCCAUCUAAUGGGUCGUUAUUAUUUAUAAGUUAUUCUGUAUCUUUGGUUAUAGAAGCUGAAAAUAUGAAAGAACUUCUUGAAAGCAAAGAGGAGUUUGAAUUUGAGAUAGGAACUGGAGCUGUUAUUUCCUGUGUAGAAGCAGUUAUAACACAGAUGUCUGUUGGUCAGUCUGCGUGUUUCAAUACACAGUUGCCUCCUCAAGAGUUGAUUUUAGCUGCAGCUGAUGAUACUGCUAGAACUCGUUCACUGUUAUCAUCAAAAGCUUGCUGCUUGGAGUACUCUAUAUCAUUGUUGCGCAUGACAGAACCCCCAGAGGAGAGAAUGGAACAGGCUCUUUUCAGCCCUCCGCUUUCGAAGCAACGGGUGGAAUAUGCAGUGCAGCAUAUUAAAGAAUCUUGUGCUACUACUUUGGUUGACUUUGGAUGUGGUUCUGGAAGUCUACUGGACUCUUUAUUAGAUUAUCCUACAGCUCUUGAAAAAAUUGUUGGUGUUGAUAUAUCACUGAAGAGUCUCAGCCGGGCAGCUAAGAUACUUCAUUCAAAACUCAACUCAAAGUUGGAUACUGUCAUUCCACGUACCGGCAUAACAUCUGCAGUUCUUUAUGAUGGUUCCAUUACAGUGUUUGAUUCUCGUUUGCGUGGUUUUGAUAUUGGUACUUGCUUAGAGGUGAUUGAGCAUAUGGAGGAGGAUGACGCGUCUUUGUUUGGCAACAUUGUGCUAAGCUCUUUCCGUCCAAGGAUUCUUAUCGUUUCCACCCCAAAUUAUGAGUACAAUGUAGUACUUCAUAAAUCAAGUCUAACAAGCCAAGAAGAUGACCCGGAUGAUAAAACACAGUCACAAUCGUUCAAAUUUCGCAACCAUGAUCACAAGUUUGAAUGGACUAGAGAACAGUUCAAUCGCUGGGCAUCUGAACUAGCGGCAAGACAUGGUUACAGUGUUGAGUUCAGUGGGGUUGGUGGUUCUGCUGACACCGAACCAGGGUUUGCUUCUCAGAUCGCCAUCUUUAGAAUUGGUUCUGAAACCAAGGAAGAUACUCGAAACGAUGAAGAGGUAACUCACCAUUACGGAGUCAUAUGGGAGUGGGAUAGUAGCAACUGUUCAAGGUCUGCUUUUUGAGAAGUAAAUGCUAACAGCGGUUCUAGUAGCACGCAUAAAGGAGAUUUUGCUUGUAAUUUUACUGGGUCAAAACCAGUUUAACUGGAAGUAUUGUGCAGUAUUUUAGAUGCCGAUAUGGCCUGGUAACCUUACUGAACUGGUUGGUAACCUAAGUUGUGUGCAGUUAUUAACAUAGAAGCAAUAGAUUAUGAUAUAGAUGUAUGUCCAUAUGAUGAAACAUUCGAUAUUAUAUUUGUUUUUGAUCUCUCAAAGUAAUAUUUAUCAAAA